GGCGGCGGAUAUGGUGGCGGAUACGGCCAAAGCAAUUACGGCAACCAAGGGGGCGGUUGGAAUCAGGGCGGGGGAUAUGGCAUGAGAGGAGGUGGCGGAGGCGGUGGUUGGAGCAGUGACUACAGUUCCAACUACGGCAACAGCUAUGGCGGCGGCCCUGUGAGGGGCGGCGGUAACUAUUCCCAGAGGGGAAGUGGCCCUUACGGUGGUGAGUCAUGUGAUAAUAAUAUUUUCGAGUUUAUCGAUACUGUGGCUAUGGAAGCGGUGGCGGUGGCAGUGGAGGCAACUAUGGCGGCGGCGGAGGAGGCGGUGGUGGAAGUUAUGGCCGCAGAUAAACGCUUUGAUUCAUUCUUGGGGAAUGGGAUGGAAGGCUUUACUCAAUGUGAGGCCAUUGUAUCCCAAUUGAAAGUGGGAGGGGUGGGAGUGUUAGCCAAACAUGCCUUCAUUAGAUCGGAUGUCGUCUAUCUUAAGGAUCAUUUUGACGAGUUGUGUCGCGAGACUGAUCUGUUGCUUCUUACUCGUCAACGUCUCGAUCACGUGUUGGCUCUUCAUGUCUGCAAAACGCAUUCAUUUCAUUAG
Molecule: messenger RNA, 579 nt
Organism: Oppiella nova
Lineage: Eukaryota; Metazoa; Arthropoda; Arachnida; Sarcoptiformes; Oppiidae
Source: the annotation of a GenBank genome assembly